Molecule: messenger RNA, 1101 nt
Organism: Paraglomus brasilianum
Lineage: Eukaryota; Fungi; Glomeromycota; Glomeromycetes; Paraglomerales; Paraglomeraceae
Source: the annotation of a GenBank genome assembly
AUGAUUGACAUUAAAAUAGAAAAGUGUUAUAGCACAAUUAGCUUACAUUACAUAUUUUCUGAAACUCUUAAAGAAAUCGAUACUUAUUUUAAUGAUGACAACUCGGCACGAUUUUUAACAGUUAACGUAAGGGCUGGUACAACACAAUAUAACCAACUUCGACGAUAUUUUUUCUUGCAUGGAUAUACUAUUGCGCGUAAUUUAGAAGAGCUCCAAGAAAAUUUAAUCGAAAUAGAAAAUUUAAUUGAAAUAACUCAAAAUGUAACUGAUGUUCGUGAACUGCAGCUUGACCGUUCAUUUGAAGACAUUUUUGGCAACAGCACUGAAUCGGCUGUGCACAUAUUUCCAAAUAAUCGUUUCAAAUUUGAGGCGGACAAAGUUUUGUUGGCACCGCUAAAUCAGAUGCAAUUUUACACCGGACAGUUAACGCUAUCCACGACAUUCAUAAAAAGUGAUCAUUAUAAUACUCUCAUGUAUAAAGUACAUAAGGUUAAUGAAUAUUUUAAGAGAGUUAAAGAUUAUCGUCAACUACAUGUAUUCCUGGUAAGGGUUAACAACGUCAAAGAACAACGGGUUAGACAAAUAUUUCAACUGUAUGGGUAUAUGUUUGCUUGCGAUUACACAAAACUAGAGCCGAUUUUAAGAAAGCAGCUUACCUUAGCCCUAGACGUAGACAGUUCAAAGUUUGAAAUUAAAGUUAGCAACACCGUCAGGCCCGAACUUGAGAUCUGCAAAGCAAGAGUAUUCAAAACAAUUAACGUUGAAAAUUUUGUGUGGAUUGAGCCUAUUAAUAACGAGAAGGCCGUCCAUCAAUUCAUGCUGGAGCGCCUCGGCUUUCAGGUAGAAGCGACAGCGAAAGGCCAAGACGCCAUUGAUCGCACUGCCACUGAAAACUAUGCAGCGAUCCUUCUGGACUUGGGUCUACCUGAUGUGCAGGGAGAAGACGUCAUUGUAGCGAUCCGAACGCGAGAACAAACCACAGGUCAUCAUUUACCCAUCAUUGUAAAUAGCGCCCAUGCCAUUGAAGAGACCCUGCAAGCUACUCAAAAUAAAGGGGCAGAUGCUGCCUUUAUUAAACCUAUCCGAUCUGGCCUUCAAUAG